AAGCUAAAUACAAACUAAAAUUAAAAUUCUUUGCUUUUUUCAGAAGUACCUUGCAAUUAAUUAAUGCUUAAUUAAUACUCUACUAAACAGCGAGGCUUAAGACAACCUAAAUUAAAACCAACGAAAAAACAAAAACCGAACUCUCCAAAGAAAUACCUAAACCACAACGAAAAACUCACUUUCUACUACUAACCAACCUUUGUUUCCCUUCAUCUCUCUCUCUCUCUCUCUCUCUCUCUCUCUAACAUGCAGAGACAAUCCUUAGGCUCGCCGAGCUCCAAGCUCCACUUCCACGGUGGAGAAGAGAGUUCUGUUGCUGAAAAUCAUGAGAAACGCAGAGAAAUCAUCGACGACGACGAACGCAAAGACACAAAGCCUCGCCGAUUGUCGUUUUCUCCUUCAUCGUCGCCAACGUCGUCGUUGACAUCUCCUCCUAAACCUGAGAAGUUCAUUCACCUUGUUCCUGUUAUCACUCUCCUUUGCUUCCUCAUUCUUUACCUAACUUCCCACAAUCCUUCACAAUCUGAUUUGGCUCAUUUUAAUCGAUUCAAGCAUCUCUCAAAGCAUUUAGAUUCAAAUGAAAUCAGCGACGUCGGCCGAUUUAUUGAAUCUCGGAGAGGCGAUGUUUUGGCGAUUCGAAGCCUGAGGAACUUGCAAGAACUUGAUAAAUUCGUCCCGAAGUCCCGGCUCCACCGAAAAAUAGCCGAUUUCUAAGCAGUGUUCUCUCUGUUUAUCUCUUUCACUCUUUUGCUCUCAUCCGUCGUUCUUGCUCUAUCUGACUACAAAUCCGCACGUGCCGGCCGUUGCCCAAAAUUUUUUGUUGCACGUAUAAAUUUAAAUUGCAUGUUAAUUUGUUGGCUUGUGAAGCAAAUAUAUUAGCUGGCGCUACGUGUGUGGCAGUUGUGUUGUUUAUCAUCUUUGUAUAUAAAAUUACGAAAGAAAAUAAAUUGCGAAACUUGAAAACUAUACUUUUAAAUUAAAGAAUUCAAAUUGGCUAACGUGCGCCUUUGGAGGCGUAAGUUAGUGA
Messenger RNA from Durio zibethinus, 1027 nucleotides. RefSeq lists its product as uncharacterized. The record is from RefSeq and is a predicted model, not a curated record. NCBI's taxonomy places the organism in Eukaryota, Viridiplantae, Streptophyta, Magnoliopsida, Malvales, Malvaceae.